Ceratina calcarata is the source of this 9157-nucleotide messenger RNA. It is a transcript of the gene Trpm, whose product is annotated as transient receptor potential cation channel, subfamily M. Lineage: Eukaryota; Metazoa; Arthropoda; Insecta; Hymenoptera; Apidae. Gene Ontology annotation, biological process: protein tetramerization; monoatomic cation transmembrane transport; metal ion transport. The record is from RefSeq and is a predicted model, not a curated record. Gene Ontology annotation, cellular component: plasma membrane. The transcript has 22 exons. Bases 477 to 5663 code for a protein of 1728 amino acids. Gene Ontology annotation, molecular function: monoatomic cation channel activity.
AUAACGAAACGUUCUGCGAUCGCGACGUACAGCGACGUAUAACGAAAGAGAAGAAAAAAUGCGAGCACCUCGUGUAGAUAUUGCGGGAGAGGUGAUCUGCGUGACGUAAGAAGGAAAACUAAGAGAGGAGGAGUUUAUGAAUCACGAAUCGCGAGAGGCACAGGAGCAAAGUGUUUAAGAAUACACGCGAGUGGUGGUUCUUCGUUAUGCGUGUGCGAUAUUUCACGCGCGAUGAGUACGAUUACUUGAAAAUUGCUCGCUGGAUCGUAAUAUUUAAGAUAAAUUGCUUAUCCACCUCGGUUUAAAUAUCUGCUAAUAGUAGCUUAUACUAAUUGGAACUUGUAUACAUUCGAACUGCAACUGUAAUUUUUUUCAUUGAGAGCACACAUAGAUAUUGCUCAUGCAGUUCUAUGUAGAUAUGAUAGACAAAACCAAAAGUUGUCGCAUGUUUGUAUAUUCGGUGAAUACAUGUCAAGAUGGCAAUCGGAAAUGUUAUUUGUGGAGCCAGUACUCCUAAAGUGAAGAGAAAAAAGGCAAAGACAACUGAGCGCAGUUGGAUAGAGGCAACUUUUCAAAAGAGGGAGUGUUCGAAAUUUAUUCCAAGCGCUGAAGAUGAACAUAGGUUUAUACAAGUUAAGGGAGAUAGGAAUGCAGAGUAUGACGUGAUCACCACUUCCAGGUGUUGUUGCGGGUACUCGUACACUCAUCACUGCAGAGCUGGUAUAGAUGUACAAAGUUAUACCACUAGUAAUACCAAAGAGAAAGAUCGAAAGCAAUGGUCGCCCGCAAAAAAUACAAGGCCCUUCCCGACCGAUGCCUACGGUACCAUCGAGUUUCAAGGUGGACCACAUCCAACCAAAGCUCAGUAUGUCAGGCUCGCUCAUGACACAAGACCAGAACCGAUAGUACAAUUAUUAUGUCGCCAAUGGAACUUAGGAUUGCCCAAGUUGUUGAUAACCGUGCACGGCGGUCGUUCCAACUUCGAACUGCAGCCUACUUUGAAGAAGGUGCUGAGAAAGGGUCUGUUGAAGGCUGCGAAGACAACCGGCGCAUGGAUAUUUACUGGUGGGACUAACACAGGUGUAACGAGGCAAGUGGGAGAUGCAUUGUUAUUAGAAAGAGCUCAGAGGCAAGGUCGAGUAGUUAGCAUUGGUAUAGCACCAUGGGGAAUCUUGGACAAGAAUCAUGAACUCGUUAGCCGUGGAGGUGAAGUGCCAUAUGAUUGCCUUUCAUCUCCGUGGUCUAAAUACGCAGUUUUAAAUAAUCGUCAUGCGUAUUUUUUACUGGUGGACAACGGCACGGGUGGUCGAUACGGCGCAGAAAUCAAGCUGCGUAGGGAAUUAGAGAAAUACAUUUCUAAUCUGAAACUGCAGCCUUAUACACACAGCAGUAUACCAGUCGUGGCAUUGGUAAUCGAAGGAGGAACGAAUACGAUUCGAUCGGUUUUGGAGUAUGUUACAGACGAUCCUCCCGUUCCUGUAGUUGUCUGUGAUGGAUCGGGUCGCGCAGCCGAUCUCAUCGCUUUCAUGCACAAAUACGCGUCUGAAAUGGACGGGGAGACUAAAGAGAACGAGGGACCAUUAGAGAAUAUGAAAGAACAUCUCUUAGAAACAAUCAUGCGUACUUUCAAAGUAUCCCCAGUACAAGCCGAACAAUUGUACAGCGAACUCUUGGAGUGUACACGAAAGAAACACUUGAUAACAGUAUUUAGGAUAACUCAAGACAGGCCACAGGAGCUCGAUCAAACGAUUCUCACAGCUCUGUUCAAGUCCAAACAGUUAUCCCCAGCUGAACAACUAUCGUUAUCAUUAAUUUGGAAUCGAGUGGAUAUAGCACGCAGUGAAAUAUUCAUUUACGGUCAAAAGUGGCCGCCUGGUGCUUUGGAACAGUCAAUGAUGCAAGCUUUGCAACACGACAGGAUCGAUUUCGUAAAGCUACUCUUGGAGAAUGGUGUCUCCAUGCGAAAAUUUUUAUCCAUACCGCGACUUGAAGAAUUAUACAGUACCAAAGAAGGCCCUUCGAACACAUUGGGCUACAUCCUCCGCGACGUUCGACCGAACAUUCCGCGGGGUUACAUGUACACUCUACACGAUAUCGGUUUGGUGAUCAAUAAGUUAAUGGGCGGUGCGUAUCGCUCACAGUACACACGCAGAAGAUUCCGCAUGAUCUAUACGAAAGUGAUGAAGAGAUCCGGGGCACACCCUCAGCAUAUGCAUAGGAACAGCUGCAUCCUGGGUACCAAUGCUCGUUAUUACUCGGGCGGCUCUGGCAGUAAACAGGACAGUUUAACGAUGAGCUUGCUUGCCGAGACGUUACCGGCUAAUCGAGACAUGCCAUUGUUCGAUUAUCCAUUCAACGAACUGCUUAUAUGGGCUGUUUUAACUAAACGACAGCAAAUGGCUUUGUUAAUGUGGCAGCAUGGAGAGGAGGCCUUAGCGAAGGCGUUGGUUGCCCUCAAAUUGUAUAAAGCUAUGGCGCACGAAGCCGCUGAGGAUGAUCUCGAAACCGAGGUUUACGACGAAUUGAGAAGCUACGGAAAGGAAUUUGAAAAUAUCGCUGUGGAACUGUUAGACUAUUGUUACCGUCAAGACGACGAUCAAACGCAACAACUGUUGACGUCUGAACUGCAGAAUUGGUCUGGUCAGACGUGCCUCUCUCUGGCAGUUACUGCUAAUCACAGACCUCUUUUAGCACAUCCCUGUAGCCAAAUUAUUUUAGCCGAUCUCUGGAUGGGUGGGCUCCGUACUCGCAAAAAUACAAAUUUAAAGGUCGUGCUGGGACUGGUUUGUCCAUUUUAUAUAACGCGUUUGGAGUUUAAAAGCCGCGAAGAAUUGCAAUUGAUGCCUCAAACGCAGGAAGAACAUAAGAUAGCUCUCGAGGAUGAGAAAGAGGAUAGCGACUCGGAGCACAGUGCCCCGACGGGUCCAGACGUCGAGAAACGUCAGCGCAGGAGCCUGAGCGUACGCAAAAUAUCCAGCAGCCAACAAGGCGCUAAGUUAUCGUCGAGGAAAACCUCUAUUUAUUCAAUAUCGGAAUCCGUACCGGCUCUGAUCAGCAACGAGCACACUACGACUGUAGCGAAGGAGACGAUCGUACAAGAAAACGGAAAAGUGUUGACUGACGUCGACGACGGGAUCCAUCGUGCAUCAUUCGGCAUUCAGUCCGACUACUAUGACAUUAAGAACAGCAGGCCUUUGAAGCUUAGGAAAAAAUUAUACGAGUUUUACACUGCACCCAUCACCAAAUUCUGGGCGAACGCUAUAGCAUACAUCAUCUUCUUGGUACUCUUCUCGUACAGUAUCCUUAUACACAUGGAUGAUCACCCAUCGUUGGCAGAGAUUUACGCGAUUGCUUAUAUCUGCACGCUCGGGUGCGAGAAGGUGCGAGAGAUAGCGACAUCCGAGCCAGCUACCCUCUCGCACAAGUUCAGCGUGUGGGCGUGGAAUAUGUGGAAUCCCUGCGACGCGGCUGCUAUAAUAUUUUUUCAAAUCGGUCUCGCCCUGCGUCUGAGGCAUUCCACCCUCGACAUUGGUCGCGUCAUUUACUGCGUCGACUGUAUCUAUUGGUACUUGAGGAUACUGAACAUUCUCGGAGUGAAUAAAUACUUUGGUCCUCUGGUUACAAUGAUGGGUAAAAUGGUGAAGAACAUGACGUAUUUCGUGGUACUCUUAAUAGUGGUGUUAAUGAGUUUCGGUGUCAGUCGUCAAGCAAUUUUGAACCCUAACGCCGAGCCCAAGUGGAGAAUUCUUCGAGAUAUAUUUAUGGAACCAUACUUCAUGUUGUACGGAGAGGUAUACGCGGACAAUAUAGAUCCCGACUGCGGCAACGAGCCGGGAAUGAUUCCGUGUCUUCCUGGACGGUGGAUCACGCCUGCAGUAAUGUCCAUUUAUCUUUUAGUCGCGAACAUAUUAUUGAUAAACUUACUGAUCGCGGUGUUUAAUAACAUAUUCAACGAGGUAAACGCGGUGGCGCACCAAGUAUGGAUGUUCCAGCGUUUUACUGUUGUUAUGGAGUACGAACAGAAGCCAGUUUUACCACCCCCGCUGAUUGUAGUUUGUCACUUGUAUCUGGUGGUGAGAUAUUUGCUGCGAUAUGUGACACAAGGGAAAGCAAGUACCGGCGAAACGUAUGACAACGGGCUGAAGUUGUUCUUGGAAGCAGACGACAUGGAACGGUUGUACGAUUUCGAGGAGGACUGCGUCGAGGGAUACUUCCGUGAACAAGAGCUCAAGCUGCAGAUGUCAACGGAGGAGCGUAUCAAGCAGACCACGGAAAGGGUCGAAAACAUGAACUCGAAGAUCGAGGAUAUCGACAAGAAGGAGAGUACUCAGAACGCUUCUCUUCAGUCGGUUGAGUUUCGCAUUCGAAAAUUAGAAGAGCUGAACGAGCAAACGCUGGCACACUUAGGAGUCAUUCACCGAUUCAUGGCAACUCAUAUGCCCAAUAUGGAAGGUCUUUCGACUUUAGAUAUAGAGAGCCGACAACGAAGAGUGUCUGAAAGAUCGGAAGUUCUUUCGGAGACGGACUCUCAUACGCAGCUGCCGACCAUCGCAGUAAAACGCAAGAGACUAAUCCGUUCCCUGACAGACGGCACGUUCCUCGGCAUGGUUCCGUUAGAUGACGAUAUCUUAAAGCACUCGGAGACCAUCGCGUCGCGGGAGAACCUGAGCAGGAACGAAUCCUCGAUAAGCGGAGACGGUCCGACUAUUCAAGACGACGCGAAGACUACUACGAGCCAGGGAACCGAAGUGAGCAAGGCGGAAGGUGAAGGAGACACCGUAAAGAAAGAGUCGCAAACCGAUAGUAGAGAAACGAGCCGAGAGGCAAGUGCAGAACCGAGUAGUAAGGAGCCGAGUAGCAAGGAGCCGAGCAGUAAGGAACCGAGCAGCAAAGAACCGAGCACGGAUCCAAGCAGACAAACGAGUAGAGAAUUGAGCAGGGAGACUAGUAGAGAUGCCACUAGCAAGGAACCGAGCAGAGAAGCGAGCAGCGAGGCGCCAGCUUCCGAGCCUAUUAGACAAGAUUCCAUCGAACGACCGACUAGACAAAACAGUAGGACCCGUUCGGAAUCAGACGAUGUGAUAGUUCCGGCUACUGGGAACCCGAGAGGAGUAACUUGGGCCGAUCCUCGCGUCGCGGUGAUUCCUUCGGUUUCCUCAACGAGCAGCGCUCAGACAUCAAUUCUACUAGCCAUGCGUGCAGAAUACACGAGCAUAACAGAUGAGUUAGAGAGCUUGCUAAGCCCGACACCGCCCAUUCAACCGCGCACGAGGGUCAGAUACUUAUCCGAAAUGUCAAACUCUGAAAUGGCUCUACAAAUCGAGAACGAACAUCUGCGUAAUGCCGAAGAAUGCGACUACCAGCAGAUGGAAGAUCUGAUACACAGGCGAGAGCUCGGGGACGAGGACGACUCGCUGCACGUGUCGGACGAAGCCAGUAACUUUUUCAUAUCUAACGAGCACAGGCAUAAACUCAGGAGGGCUUCCGCUAUCGACGAGGAGCAACAACAACAAUCGUCCCGAAGGCCACCGCCUACGAUUAGCGUCACCAGGGAGAUCGAGCAGACGCUUUCAAGGCCGCCGAUCAGGGACUCAGAGAAUGCGGAUCCUAACGAUAAGAAUUUGUCGACUGUACCAGCUCCAGCGUCCGAGAUCAUGUGCUAAUGAGCGUGAUAAUCUCUCGAGGUAACUCGAUCAUGAUCUAACUCAUAAUUUGUGCUCGAUGAGUCUGUAGAAGUCCACCAUUACGAUAAAGUACGUAUUUUAAUUUUCGGUGAAACGAUGAGAACAAGUCAGAUUCUUUUUUACAAAGUUUGAUUUUUAAAAUCGUGUUUUUGCUUCUUGUGUCAGCUUGAUUCUCAUCGUUUCUUCCGGUAUUUUUGCAAUCGCAUGAUUGAUAUUAAUAACAAUUUAGAGAAUUGAACAAAACUGAAAAAUGGUAGCACGUACUUAUGAAUGAAGUGCAUUUUUCUGAUCACUUAUUUAUACUGUAAAUUAGGUUUAAAGCCGAAAAGUUUUAAUCGCGAUUUUAAUGAAUUUUUUCGCGAAUAGUCUAAUUGAUUUUAUUCUUAAUGUACUUAUUGUAAUUGUAUAUACAUAUAGGCGAGUGUACAUAUGAAUACUUAAGAUUGCCGAACUAAGUUCGCUGAUAUAUUAAUUAAUUCAAUGCUUCCAUACUACGGUGUGUAAUUUUUAAUCUAAUCUUCCGUUUGCUUCUUAACUAUGCGAUAUACAUGUUUUUAAAGUAACUUAUUUGCGUAGCCAAUUUUCAAGAAUCACAUUUAUGUGUUUGAAAAAGUAAUUUUAAUGCAAUUUAUGCAUGUUCAGUGUAAUUUAAUUUACACCUUUACUUCUUCAAACUGUUACUUUUAUGUGAUGUGAUUUCAUGAUAUUUUUUAGAAUUUUCAUCUACAUGUGAUCAUCUUAUUUUAACAUGAAACACUUUCGUUAAAACUAAUUCGUUUAACGAUUUUUAUCACAAUUAUUUUUUGGAAAUAACAUUGUUUCUACAGUGCGUGGAUCAUGCAUUUUAUUAUGUCUUUGCAAUAUUAUUCCUAUUUAUGAAUGUAGUGCAUCAGGAAUGCGCAUAAUUUAUGGCAAGGAUUAUAUUUUAACGUCGCAAUUAAAAAGUCGGUUCGUUCAUCGCAAAAGGUGGUUACUACGAGCAUUCAAAUGAAUCUGAUCUAAUCCGAUUAUAACUGAUUCUAUGCUCAGUCUCCGUUCAUAUAACUUAAUCUUUAAAAAACACGUCCGUAAUUAUAUCUUACUCGUCGAAUCACAGCGUACAGAACAUCAUUGAAGUCCGCGUCGACUGUAUCGAACGUUUUUUCUAACAACGAUGAAAUAACAAAAAUCGAUAAUGCAGUUUCACCUAGUUUUCGCAAUCAAUCCUCUCUUUUUUCUUCUUUUUUUUAGAACAUCUUACAUUGAGAAUAUCAUUAGCAUCUCCGAUAUCAUUAGCAGUAAAAUGAAAACAGAGAGAAGAUUCGAUACCGAUUUGUGUUCAAACGUUCUAACGAAGAAAUUAGGUGAAACUAGAUUAGCGAAAUUCUCACGAUAUACAAAUGUAUGUUGGUGCUGCAUUUUAUAAACGAUUACAGAGGCAACAUCUUUCAAUAUCGUAUCGAGACCAGAACGAGAUUUAACGAGAGGCGAGUUAGUCCUUCUCACUUGAAAUGUUAGCAAAAUUUAGAAAAUAUUAAAUCGAUGUCCAGUUUCAUUAGAUCGCAAACAUUCUUUAAAAUGAAAUUUUUAAUGGUAACAAAAAUGAUAAACGAAGUCAUUUUUCGAGUGCAAAGGAUUAAACUGCAACACGUGUGCUUAAUCAAACGUUGGGUACUCAUAAUUAGUGUAAAGGAACUCCGAUGAUUACGUGUAAAAUGUGACUUAAUACGCAGCUUUUUUAUCUUUUAGACACGUGCGAAUCUGCAUCGAGAACUAGAUGCUAAAGAAACGAAGCUUGGCUAUUUUAUAUUUUUAUAACUAUUACGUGGUUCCAAUUAUUUUCUCUUGGUUGAUCAGUUAAAUAUUGCAUACGCAGAUAGAGAACAUUUCUAUCAUCUGAUAGCAUUAAAAUAAUUUUAAAAGGAAAGGGUUGACUGGAAUAGGGAAACCGACUUCUGUUCAUUUUCAACAUAAAUUACAUGAAAAAGAGUGCAAUUUAAAUUAAUUAGAAUUCUUGUCGAACGAUUCGCACGCGUCUACGCGUCGUUACUGCCGAAACGUUUUUUAUCAAUUUUUUGAAUGUACAUAUUUAGGGCCUUACACCACGUUACUACCUGCUGCGUUGAACACGAAAUUUACGGACCACUUAAUAACCGAGAUGUAAAAAGAAAACGAUAAAAAAAAUGUUAAAUAAGCGAAGCAAACCAUAUCACGCGGACAAUUAUUACGUUCCUCGAAGGACGAGAGCCAAUCCGUGUUAAAAAAUAAUAUCUUACUGUGUAGUAAGCGAGGAUACAAGUUAAUAUAAGAAGGGGAAAAGAACGAAACGAACAUGCCUAAUUGUAUAGAAAAAUUGUGCAUAGUUAGAAAAAUUUUAAGGAAAGCGAUGCGAGAAGGCGAAUCUAAGACUGUACAUCACACGACAACGCUUGUUUUACUCUAGGAUCAGUAAAUAGAGCGCGAGUAGCAAUGAAUUGUUAAUCCUGUACGAGAAUUACGGAAUGCCAUUGUUAAAUAAUAUUUCCUUUAGUUUAUUCCCGAGUUCGAGGUGAAAAUCAUUUCGUUUUCUAUUUCCGAAACGGAUUUGAUUUCAAGUUUGCAUCGAACCGCUGUCCUAGUUCAAUUUUACUUAACAGAUACAUACUAAUUUAACGAAGUUGCUAGUUCAACGUUCCAUCUUAGGACUGUGGAUUUGCAAAACGAGGAACACAGAACGCGUAGUAAUGUUGAACCAAAGAGUGAGCCAAAUUUGGAUUUCAUUUUUUAAUGUUGUUGCACGAAUCCACAGUCUGAUAAUCGAGAAUGUAACGUCCAUUUACAUUCUGGUGUAGUUAAAACAAUCAUUAGUAUUAUUGUUGUGUGUAUUGAGGUGAUCACACACUUAAAUGAAAUUAAACAAGGUUUUUCAACAUGCCCAACGAAUUGAAAUGACAUCCAUGAGAAAAGGUGCUAUCAUGUAAAUCGAGUCUUAUCAAGGAUCGAUGACAGGCACAAUCAAGCAACGAACACGGUCGCGAUUUGCUGAGUUCAUAGCUGUGUACAUCGACUUACUGUUUUCAAGUACACGAGGAAGAAUCAGAAACAUCGUUCCAGUCAUUCAACGUGUCAAUUUACACUGCUAUGACUCUUGGCUAAUAAUCAUAUCCAGGCAAACGCGUACUAUAAAUGUAUAUUUUCAUAAGACGCUUCGUUGUGAAUUUUAAAACAAAGAGAAGCUUCCAAAGACAGAUCUUUUGUCUCUCAUUGCUCCUUCUCACAGCAGACUUUAGCAUAACGUUAAAGCGUACCCGUAAAAGGCACGAAACAAAGUUUGCUCAACAUAUUUCAUAUAUCAUAAGGUCACGUGCGAGCUCGUCUCGUUUGUUAAUAACGAAGCGUUGUGUUAAUAACGUUUCGCAGUACGAAAUACUUGAAAGGUUUUCAGUUUGCAAAGACUGCACGCACGUGUCCAAAAAUAAUUGUACGAUGGAAAAUACAUGUAUCACUUUGUUAAA